GCCGCGCCGCGCAGCUUCUCCUCCGCGCCGCCACCAGCGACGGCCCACAGUGACCUAGAAGUUAGGCUACACGUAAUCCGUGCUCAGCUUUUUAUGAGCACUGAGGGUGUUUGAGAUAAAGAUGCUGAAGAACGUCUUGAGCCAAUCGUGGAGGAGGGGGGCACAUGCCCUACAGGAAGGGCAUCAUCCAGCUGAGGCACUAUAUGCUUGUUCAAGUCGAUUUCACAGCGGGCAGGUCUUAAGCUCCUCGAGGAGCUUCUUCGGCGUGGAGGACUUCAUGGACGAGGACAAUAGCAGGCCCUACACGUACAAGAAGGAGAAGCGGUCCAAGAACCUGCACAAGCACAUCUCCUUCAAGCAGCGGACGAUCGCGCACAUGGAGCCCUUCACCCUGGACGUGUUCAUCUCGAAGCGCUUCGUGUCUGCUUCCUUGACCCACCGGUCGACGUGCCGGCAGGUCGCGGUGGCGGGCACCAACUCCAAGGACGUGAAGGCGGCGCUGACGUCGCGGUCCGACGUGCCAGCCUGCCUCUCGGUGGGGCGGUUCCUGGCGGAGCGUGCCAAGGAGGCGGACGUGUACGCGUGCACCUACACGCCCAGGGAGCGGGACCGGUUCGAGGGCAAGAUCAGGGCCGUGGUGCAGUCCCUCAUCGACAAUGGCAUCCACGUCAAGCUCUAUCUUGACUGAUGUCUGCUACGUGUUUAUUACACUUGUGCUGUUUGCAGCUGCUGCGAUAGUGUUGGCCUUGUUUGAGUUGAGUGCUGUGCAGCCAACUUUUCUUAGUGUCCCAAGUCUGUUGUUACAAGGAAUGUUGCCACUUUUCAUGAUUUCUCAGGAUCUCCUCUCCAUGUGAAAAUGUCAACUCUAUUGAUAUUUAUCCUCUCAAAGUUGGAGUCUGCCUUU
Molecule: messenger RNA, 904 nt
Organism: Lolium rigidum
Lineage: Eukaryota; Viridiplantae; Streptophyta; Magnoliopsida; Poales; Poaceae
Exons: 3
Coding region: 122-688 (188 amino acids)
Biological process (GO): translation
Cellular component (GO): ribosome
Molecular function (GO): structural constituent of ribosome; 5S rRNA binding
Source: RefSeq, a predicted model, not a curated record